CAAACCAACCAAGAUGUCAAGCAAUGAUCCAAGAUUAAGAGCAAGAUUAGCUGCUUCAACUUCAAACCAACCUCAACCUCAACCAACUCCACCAGAUCAUCAGUCUUCAUUACCUCCAACUCACCAAGAACAAAGUACCACCACAACCUCACCAAGUUCAACUACUCCUUCCAACCUAACCCCUCAGAAUGGUAGCAGUAGUACCAAUCCAGAUGAAGAAAGAGAAUUAAAACUUGCAUCACGUAACUGGUCAUUUUGUGUAGUAUGCGCAAGUAACCAAAAUAGAUCAAUGGAAGGUCAUAACGUCUUGGCGAGAGAAGCCUUUAGAGUCACUUCAGCAGGUACAGGUUCGAUGGUCAGAUUACCUGGUCCUGCAAUCGAUAAACCGAAUGUAUAUCCAUUCGGUACUCCUUAUGAUGAUAUGUAUCAAGAUUUAAAAAAUAAAGAUGAAAGAUUAUAUACAGCCAAUGGAAUCUUAUCAAUGUUAGACCGAAACCGACGAAUCAAAAGAUCACCCGAAAGAUGGCAAGAAGGCAUCUCAGGUUUAGCCGAUAUCAUCAUCACAUGUGAAGAAAGAUGUUUUGAUUCGGUUUGUGAUGAUUUGUUUUAUCGAGGUGGUGAGCUGAACAAACCGGUUCAUUUGAUUAAUCUUGAAAUUAAAGAUAAUCAUGAAGAAGCUUUUUUGGCUGGUCAAGCACUGGUGGAUUUGUGUGGUUCGAUUGAAGAAUGUACCGAUUUGGAUGGUCAACUUCAUUUGGUCCUAGAACGUCAGAUGGAAAAACAUCCUCAUCAACUUAUUCAUACUGUUGCAUAUUAUUAACCAAAACUUAUCAAUUUUUUGAAUCUGCAAUAUCACUAGAAGUGAAGAAGUAUUCAGAUUCAAAAGAUAAUGGUGGAUCAGAAACCUUUCAUUGAGUCAACCAAUCUGUAUGAAAUUCACAAUUCAUUUAACAAACUUGUUCAAAUACCAUUACCAAGUGAUAAACACAAUCAAACCAACCAUAUCAACCUACUUACAAAUCAGUAACCCCUUAUUCCUACAAAAGAUCUCAUAUCCUGACCUACUUCCCCUUUUCUCAAUCCUCAUCAAUUUAUCAUUAUUUUUAUCAUAAAAAAACAACUCAUAUUUCAACAUCUGUUAUUCACAAACCAGAAAUUGUAAAAAAAAGAAAAAGGCAUGAAAUGCUACAUGUAUAUACAAGCUCUGAGUUAACUUCAAAGUAAGAGAAAAUCGUAUUAUGCAAUCUUCCUCU
Molecule: messenger RNA, 1253 nt
Organism: Melampsora larici-populina 98AG31
Lineage: Eukaryota; Fungi; Basidiomycota; Pucciniomycetes; Pucciniales; Melampsoraceae
Exons: 4
Coding region: 14-820 (268 amino acids)
Biological process (GO): termination of RNA polymerase II transcription
Cellular component (GO): mRNA cleavage and polyadenylation specificity factor complex; nucleus
Molecular function (GO): RNA polymerase II CTD heptapeptide repeat phosphatase activity
Source: RefSeq, a predicted model, not a curated record